AUGACCGUCGACAUCCAUCCAGCCACCUCACUCGACGAUACCCGACCCGCCAAGACUGUCAAGCUCACCCACACUCCCCUCGCCACCAUGACCGUCCCUUCGUCCUCGUCCACCGCUCUGCGCCUGCUGGUGCAGCGCCACCCCGCACACCCGCUCGCCAAGCUGCCCACACGCGGAUCCGCGCUUGCUGCAGGCUACGACCUGUACUCUGCCGAGAAAAUCGUGCUCCCACGAGGGGGCCGUAAGGUCGUCCAGACGGGCAUCUGUCUCGCCAUCCCCACGGGCCACUACGGCCGUGUCGCCCCGCGUUCCGGACUCGCGAGCAAGCAUGGUAUCGACACGGGCGCCGGUGUGAUCGACGAGGACUAUCGCGGACUGCUCGGCGUGCUGCUGUUCAACUUUGGUGAUUCUGAUUUUACUAUCAAUGAAGGCGACCGAAUCGCCCAGCUGAUCAUUGAGAAAAUCUCGACUCCGGAAGUGCAGGAGGUCGAGAGCCUCGAUGAGACGUUGAGAGGCGCAGGAGGUUUCGGCUCCACCGGCGGGUUCGGUGCCGCUGCUUCUGCUGCCGAUGCUUCGGCUGCCGCUGUCGCUGCUGACUUGCCGGCCGAGGUCAACACCACUUCCUCCUGA
Messenger RNA from Sporisorium graminicola, 630 nucleotides. RefSeq lists its product as uncharacterized. The transcript is spliced from 2 exons. Gene Ontology annotation, molecular function: magnesium ion binding; dUTP diphosphatase activity. Gene Ontology annotation, biological process: dUTP catabolic process; dUMP biosynthetic process. The coding region runs from base 1 to 630 and encodes 209 amino acids. NCBI's taxonomy places the organism in Eukaryota, Fungi, Basidiomycota, Ustilaginomycetes, Ustilaginales, Ustilaginaceae. The record is from RefSeq and is a predicted model, not a curated record.